Myzus persicae (green peach aphid) is the source of this 1063-nucleotide messenger RNA. RefSeq names its product gamma-glutamyltransferase light chain 1-like. Gene Ontology annotation, molecular function: glutathione gamma-glutamate hydrolase. Gene Ontology annotation, cellular component: plasma membrane. The transcript is spliced from 5 exons. The coding region runs from base 127 to 912 and encodes 261 amino acids. Gene Ontology annotation, biological process: glutathione catabolic process. The record is from RefSeq and is a predicted model, not a curated record. Lineage: Eukaryota; Metazoa; Arthropoda; Insecta; Hemiptera; Aphididae.
AAAAAUACAGUUUUAUUGUAUUUAUUACAUGCUAUACUAGUACCUACUGCAAAAAAAAUUACUAAAGAUCAUAAUGGGAAGAAGUGUCAAAUAAAAUACUUAAUAAAAGAUUCUCAAAACAGCUUCAUGACAUUUAAAAAUUCUGUAGCUGAAAUUGAAGAACACAUUGUUAUGCGCCAGAAUGAAAAAAAUCCAAUUCAGCCAUUUAUUAUUAUUAUCUAUGAUAAAGUAAAGUCGGAUUGUUACAUGGAUGGUAUACAAGGUAAAAUAUCCGAUACUUUUACUUCGUCAGAUCCAAAAUACUAUGGCGCUGACUUUCAUAUGCCAGAGAAUCACGGGACUGCUAACAUAGUCGUAACGGAUUCAGAGGGAAAUACUGUCGUGUGCACCAGUACAUUAAACACAUUUUUUGGGUGUGGAUUCAUGUCCCCCAGCACUGGUAUCAUUUUUAAUAACCAAAUGAAUGAUUUUUCUUCUCCGGAGGUUGUAAACAACUAUGGAAUUCCGUCUUCGCCCGCCAAUUUUAUAGAACCAGGCAAACGACCAAUGUCUUCAAUGUGCCCAACUAUAAUUACUGACAAAAAUGGUGAUCUUGUUCUUGCCAUAGGAGGAGCAGGUGGAUCAAAAAUUACUAUUACAAUUGCCUAUGUUUUGGCCCUUAAACUAUGGUACAAUGUGACAUUGAAAGAAGCGAUAGACAAACCUAGAAUUUAUCACCAACUUGUUCCCAUGAAAGUUCUAUAUGAAUACGGAACGACAAAGGACGUUGUUCAAAAACUUAAAGAUAUUGGCCAUCCAGUGAUGAGAUUAAACAAUGUUGUUUCAGCAGCAACAGCUAUUGGGAAAUUAGCAUCAGGAAUGAUCGUAGCUAUGCCAGAUUUCCGGCGACCAGGAAAUUCGUGCGGAUAUUGAUACGAAAAAGCCCUUCUAAAUUAAUUUAUCUUUUUUUACAAACAUUAUUGUAUAUUAUGUAAAUGUCUUUAACAAUUAUUUAAAAGCUAUUGACCUAAACAGUGUAGUCAUUGAUUUUCUUAUUGUAUUUAAAUACAUAGUAUAAUAAUAU